GCAAACGCGUUGGGUCGCAUCGAGGCCCCGCCCCCUAGACCUUGGGUUACAGCGCGAGGGGCUUGAGUACCGUGCGCGGCAGGACGACGAACCAGUUGGGAUGGCCACCGGCUGGGGGAGCCUCUUGCAGGAUGAGCAGCAGCUGGAGGAGCUGGCACGGCAGGCUGUGGACCGGGCCCUGGCUGAGGGAGUGCUGCUGAGGACCUUGCAGGAGCCCAGUUCCUCCCAUGUGGUAAGCUAUGCCCCAUUCACGCUCUUCCCUUCACUGGUCCCCAGUGCCCUGCUGGAGCAGGCCUAUGCUGUGCAGAUGGACUUUAACAUGCUGGUGGAUGCUGUCAGCCAGAAUGCAGCCUUUCUGGAGCAGACUCUCUCCAGCACCAUCAAAAGGGACAACUUCACUGCUCGCCUCUUUAACAUCUACAAGCAAGUCCUGAAAGAAGGCAUUGCUCAGACUGUGUUCCUGGGCCUGAACCGCUCAGACUACAUGUUCCAGCGCAAUGCAGAUGGCUCCCCAGUCCUGAAACAGAUUGAAAUCAACACCAUCUCUGCCAGCUUUGGGGGCCUGGCCUCCCGUACCCCAGCUGUGCACCGACAUGUUCUCAAUGUCCUGAGUAAGACCAAAGAAGCUGCCAAGAUCCUCUCCAAUAAUCCCAGCAAGGGACUGGCCCAGGGGAUCACCAAGGCCUGGGAGCUCUACGGCUCAGCCAACGCUCUGGUGCUACUGAUUGCUCAAGAGAAGGAAAGGAACAUAUUUGACCAGCGUGCUAUAGAGAAUGAGCUACUAGCCAAGAAUAUCCACGUAAUCCGUCGAAGGUUUGAAGAUGUCUCUGAAAAGGGGUCUCUAGACCAAGACCGAAGGCUGUUUAUGGAUGGCCAGGAAGUUGCUGUGGUUUAUUUCCGGGAUGGCUACAUGCCGAGUCAGUACAGUGUACAGAACUGGGAAGCACGCCUGCUGCUGGAGAGGUCAUGUGCUAUUAAGUGCCCAGAUAUUGCCACCCAGCUGGCUGGGACAAAGAAGGUGCAGCAGGAGCUGAGCAGAAUGGGUGUGCUGGAGAUGUUGCUCCCUGGCCAGCCUGAGACUGUGGCCCGCCUCCGUGCCACAUUUGCUGGCCUCUACUCACUGGACAUGGGUGAAGAAGGGGACCAGGCCAUUACUGAGGCCCUUGCUGCCCCUAGCCAGUUCGUGCUAAAGCCCCAGAGAGAGGGUGGAGGUAAUAACCUAUAUGGGGAGGAGAUGGUGCAGGCCCUGGAGCACCUGAAAGACAGCGAGGAGAGGGCAUCCUACAUCCUCAUGGAGAAGAUAGAACCUGAGCCUUUUGGAAAUUGUCUGCUACGGCCUGGCAGCCCUGUCCGAGUGGUCCAGUGCAUCUCAGAGCUGGGCAUCUUUGGAGUCUAUGUCAGCAUCUCUGCCUGCCAUGUUCCCCCAAACCCAACUACCACCAUAGCCAUCUUGACAGAGAGGGAGAGAAGGAAACUUACAGCUACAGAACAUGAAAUGUGAGCCUGGCAUCAUGCUAAGUGCUUUUCCUGCUUUAUUUAAUCCUCGUGACCAUCUUGCAAAGUGAGAGCUAUUAUCUCUAUUUUAAAUUGAGGAAAUUGAUAUUGAGAAAGGCUGAGUAACUUGCUCAAAGACACAGAGCUAAUAAUUUCCCCAAAACAAUGCAAACCCAGAUCUGAUUAUAAAAUCCUAGCACUUUCUUGGGUGUAGUCAGUCACUCAUAUACUGCUCACGUGGGACCAGGGAAGGAUUUGGCUGUGGGGGCUGAGUCUUGGUAAUGGAGUGGUGUGUCUUCUGUCCCCCUUUCUAUAGGCAGGGAAAGACACUUGUGAUGAACAAGCAUGUGGGACAUCUGCUUCGAACCAAAGCCAUUGAGCAUGCAGAUGGUGGAGUGGCAGCAGGAGUGGCAGUCCUGGACAACCCGUACCCUGUGUGAGAGCACAGCCAAGCCUGCCCAGAUUUUGCUCAAGAGACCUUCUAUCCCUCAUACUUGUCAUUCCUCACCUAGCCCCUCCGAGGGUCUUCCUCCCUGCACCUUGGGAAGGCUGGUCUCUUCUGUUCAGGGAAGGGUGAAUGCUGGGUCCUUUCUCCAGCUCUCCCGUCUGAGGACCAGAAAAGCUGUUUCCCUUAGGUGAGAUCUACAGGCCCCUAAAUCCUCAGGGUGUGGGUAUAGCUGAAAGGAAGCUGAUUUGAGGUAAGGGUCCAUAACCCUGUCAACUGCCUGUCAGCUCCUCAUCAGCCUUUUCAGCAGGUUCCAGUGUCUGACCUAGGAUAGGACUGAGAGGUAGGAGAGGGGCAGUGAAGGGGCAUAGCAUUUCCCUGCCUCUGCCUUAAAUAAAACUACGUUGUUGAUUCUGUGA
This is a messenger RNA of Neofelis nebulosa (Clouded leopard), 2358 nucleotides long. It is a transcript of the gene GSS, whose product is annotated as glutathione synthetase. Gene Ontology annotation, biological process: glutathione biosynthetic process. NCBI's taxonomy places the organism in Eukaryota, Metazoa, Chordata, Mammalia, Carnivora, Felidae. The coding region runs from base 101 to 1501 and encodes 466 amino acids. The transcript is spliced from 13 exons. Gene Ontology annotation, cellular component: cytosol. Gene Ontology annotation, molecular function: ATP binding; glutathione binding; glutathione synthase activity. The record is from RefSeq and is a predicted model, not a curated record.